AUGAACACUAUUCACCGCCUGCGGGAGGCUCUCGUUAGGGCGCUAUCCCCCAGCUCUCAUGACGUCCACCACGAUGAACAAGAACUUUUUGACGAAUUAAUGAUCCAAAAGCCCCGACUGUUGAAACUAUUCGAGGUUGGACCAAGGAACCCCCAGGAACAGCGCGAGAUAGAGUCAGGAAAGACUACAAUCAACCAAAAGUCAACUGCAGUGAAUGCCGACUUCUCUCGACAAGCGGUUUUCUUAUCCCAGCAACUCGACUGUUCCGAAAAAUAUGUGGCCGAAAUCCUUCACCAUGUCAUGUCGGAAAAUCCGAACAUUGGUCCCGUCGCCUGCAUGGAGAUGACGGUGGCAACGUUCCACCAACGAAGGCGAUACCUCGUCGAUUGCUUGAGGUUUCUGCUCGAGGCUACGGAGGCCGCAGAUCUGCCUGACGCGUUGCCGAACUACAAACGGAUAGCAAGAUUCGUCCAAGUGGAGCUACUUCCUGGAAUGCGAGCACCCGCAGGCGACGCUACUUUGGCGAGCAAGGUGUUUAAGGAGAUUGAGCAGCUAGAUGUGAUACUUGGAAAGGCUGAUGCUGCGAGGAAGAAUGCUGGAAGUAAUACGGUGCCACCGACGGGUCAAGGUAACCCAGCUUUAGGCCUGGACAUUCUCAACGCGCGCUACGACUCCCUGAAAUAUGAACGCCGGUACCUCGCAGUCGUCCUUUGCUCAAUAUCACGUCUUGGGUAUCUAGGGUCGAAUGAACUGAAGCUCGCGGUCGAAUGGCUCGCCAAUAACUCCAACCAUCCAAUGACCUACUACCUUCUCACUGCCGUCCUUCUCGCUUUUGAUCCCAUCGAUCCUCUGGAUCCAGUGACCUCAACCCGACAGGUCCUUGCGACAGAAAACGCUGUCCUCAAUUUCAUGACGAAGAAAUUCGAGCCGUCAUCAAAAUGGAAGGAUGCAGGUUUGAAGGCCACAAUCCUGCUGAAGUGGACACUAUUUUUAACGGAAGCACGGCACAACGAUGCUAGUCUGGAGCUUCGUAAUGGGUUCAAGACCGAGGAGCUGGAGACGCAAGUGUGGAAUGCUGUCCAGGGUGACGCUUUCACCUAUCUUUCCCUCUCGUUGCUUUGCUUGCCGGGGCGGAACAGUGGCGGCCCAGCGGCGUGUCUACUUGAAGGUAUUCCUUCAGACCAACAAGAUCAACGCGAAGUACCUCCUCCCGAUUUCUGCCUCACUCUCCUCGCCUCACUAGACUCGCUCGUGCGCUCUCUGAUCACCCAUGCUUCUUCUGAGCUCCGCAAGAUCAAGCAACGGCAAGAGGAUCUCGUCCUGGCAAACGUACGGACGGAUCGUACAAGGACAACUUCCCGCUUUUCAUCGACGCUUCCUCCUGAGCCCGAGAAGAACGAGCCUCCUCCCCGUCACGACAUCGCCACCUUGUACUCAUUCAUUGGACUACUGUAUGCGACUUUGCCGCCAGAACGGGCACUUCAAUUUUGGGGUGCCGGCCCGCAGCAACAAUCAUACCGUCCGACAUACCAAGAGUCGCUGGAAUCAACAUCUGGUCGCCUCCCAACCUUCUUGCAGUGGGCGGUAUGGUCAACACCGACACAGGAUUUAACCAUGCUAUCCUCCUUGUACGACAUGCUCUGCGGUCUUGCCAAUGGGCAGCAGUGUAGCGAGUUGGCCUACAAUUUUAUGGCGAGAGGUGGAGGUGAAGUUUUACCGGGAAGUCUGCUAUCAACGUCUUCGACAACAGGUCCUUCGGUCUCUUGGAAAGUCAUAUUUGGCCUGUUGGAGUCGUGGGCUGUCAAUGCUGCAAAUCCACGUAGCCAACCCCAACCCAAACCAAUGAAUGGGCCAUUCAGUGGGUCUUUGCAAAAUCUCGCCCCUCCUCAACCCAUAUCCCAUCAAUUCGUGAUUGGGCCCAAGGACGUCCUUCUUGCUCGUUCCUUCCUGCGAGUUCUUUCGACGGUUGUUAGCCAUUCAGUCGCCGUUCGAACGACCGUAGCUGGGCAUAUUCAUUUCAAGGCAAUCCCAACUUUGUUGUCGUUAGUUCCGUUAGGGAUUCCGCUAGAGUUGAAAGGGGCUAUUUUCGAGACAUUGGCAGCUUUCUGCGAGCCUGGUGCAGGGGUACCGGGAGUGGAGAUAUGCAAAGCCGUUUGGACGCUCAUGGAGAGAUUGGAAGUGAUCAAUGUGCGGGUUGGCCCGUCAGGGACAUACAGCAUUUCGUUGGCUACGGGUAAAGGCGUAGAAGUCGAGCUGGAGCAGGUCGAAGCUGCACACCAGUUGUAUCCCGCGACCAUUCCGUUUUUGAAGCUGCUUGGCACACUAAUUCACACACCAAAGCAAAUCUCGAUUCAAGACCGUGCGGCAGGCACCGAACCUCUCAACACCAUCCCAGAGACGCUGGGGCAACCGUACCGUUUACCUGGCAUCGGUCCUUUCACAUCUUUCGUCAUCGACAACGUCUUUGCGAACAUUCCCAACCGCGAGUAUUCUCGUCCCUCUGAUAGGUGGCAAAUCAACGAUCUCUGCUUAAGCUUCAUCGAGAAGAGUUUAGCAAGCUUCAACCUGGAAACUCUCGUCACAAGCCCGGACGAUUCACCCUUGAAGUUGGAGUCACUUGUUCCUCUCCUCGUACAUCCCGGUUACGAUGUCAUGAAGCGUCUGUUGACGAACUCGCCUCUCCAAGGAAGUAUUCUCUCGUACCUGGUUGAAGGACUCUCAGGAUUUGAGAAGGGCUUCGCUGACGAGGAGCCGUUCUUCCGCAACACCAUCAUUCGCGUCCUCCGCAUAGUCCUCCGCAUUCUGGAAACACAGGACAUCUUCCUCGACGUUUUCAUCCCUCUCCUCUCCAACUUCGAUAGUUCAACGUUCGUUGGCCAGGUUCACUCUCGAUCUUUCUUCACCCGAUUCGACCAAGCGUUGUCCUUUGGGCCUCAUUUCAUUCCUUCAAUAGCGGCAUACAUGUCAUAUGCUUCCCAUCCCGAGUUGAUCCUGUUAUCCGUCAGAAUCAUCUCGCGACUCUCCUUAUCCACUUCUCCGUCAACCUUGGUUACGUUGAUCGAAAGAAGUUACGACUCGGAUCGGAUUUUGGGAGGAUUCUUACAGAUAAUGACGACGGAAUCGAUGGACGAUGUGGCGCAAGCAGAAGAGUAUGCUGAACAAACGACAGGUGCGGGUUCGCCUGUAAUCAAUGCAACAUCAGACUCGCUUGAGCAAUCCACUCGCCUCGCUGCCCUUGACCUCUUGGUCCAAGACACAGACACCAACCGUCCGUACCCUAAUGUUGCCCACUUCCUCCUCUUUGGGGGCAAAGGCAGCGACCAAAUCAUCCAGGAUCCCCAUGCCCUCGGCUCCCGGCAGACAAGUAUCCACGUACUUCUCGAUCUUAUCAAUACCGGUGUUCCGAGGCUCAAGAGCAAGCGCAAGGAAAAGGAAUAUAGUCAGGUCGAACCUCUCUUCAUGAGUAUGCCGGUGUUGGCGGAACGUUGCUAUCGGGUUAUAUAUCAACUUUGUAUACAUCCGAGGACGUCAGAGUUCACGACGCGUUACCUUCGGACUCGGGAAGAUUUUUUCGGCCGCCAGCUUGCAAAGGUACCGUCUGCUACACCAGAGACACUUCAAGAGCCACCCAUCCAAGUGGUUUACAACGACGGUUCACGAGUUACGACGACGGUGCCAUCGUUGAGCUCGUUCCUCCGUUUGAGGUCGUAUAUCUUCGACCUCGUCGCACUCGAAUUACACGUCCUGACGAGCAAGAACCAUUUCAAGGCCGUGUCUGAACUUCUGGAGAUCCUCUUCGGCACUGAUGUUGACUACGAAGAAGAGCACAAUUUUUCGACUUUCCAUGAGCUCGGUCAAUCGCCCAUGCGCAUUAUCGACUUUUUGCAAUCGCUAUUGUUCGAUUGGGCUGACAGCCUAUCGGUUCAGGCCGUCGAGGUAAAAUAUCUAAAUCAGCUCAAUCUCCAAUCAUGCGUCCGCAAAGAUUCAUCUGGCUGCGAGGUUGUGGAUCGCACGGCGUUACUGUAUUUGCUUGCAACUGCGAGGAGGUCGCUGCUUGCCCAAGGUAGCAUCGCAACGCAGGCGCAAAACGACAUACUCACAACAGAGGUCUCAUACAUUCUGGAAAGCUGCGCUGUUGAGAACCAUCGACGCAAGGUGGCAUAUGCACGGGUUACAGGUUUCGAGGCCUGGAGGCGGCUGCUGGACCUUGCCCUUACGAAAUGCUUUGACCGACUCCCCCAUACCCGUCGAGAGAAUAUGCUCUUCGACCUCCUCCACGUCCUUCCUGCUGCCAUUCGGUCCAGCAACAUAGAGGAAUCUACCGCGAUUCUGCUUUCGGAGACUGUGCUUUCGUCAAUCACCAAAUUGAGGGAAGACAGGCGGCACCAGGUUAUCCUCCAGUCGAUGGGUGGUGAUUCAGAGUCCGGUUCGCUGCCAGCUGAGCGAUUGUACAACAUCCUCCGCAACAUUCUUGAAGGCAUCUUGGACAACAACCACGUCGAGCUCGUUCGUGGAAAUCUCUACGCUGCCUUGAUCAACUUUAUCCACCUCGUACGCUCGUCAUCUUCUGAUGCAGCUACAACUCCUGAAAUUGGCCCUGAUCCAUUCACGAUGUCUUUGUCGUUGUCGACCUUCCGUGAUACCACCGCGACACGUAGAAGCCCGUCUCUGUCAGCGUCAAUAUCAGGAGAGAAGCUUUCUUCGACUCCAGGCACGGCUCUGGAGUUGGGUUGCCUCGUCGUCAUGAAACCCGUAGUAGAACGAUUGGUGACCACCAUUUCGAGAGAUGCGAUCGAUGGCACAGAGGUCUGGAAGACUGUUGCCUUCAUGCUUCUCGAUGCCACUGUCCAGUUAUCGAGCUUGGAGAAGCAGCAUGUUGUCCUCUCUUCUCUCAACCGCCAUGGGAUUUUAUCAAAUUUUGUACGGAGUAUCAAAGAUUCGGAUGUGCGACUGCAGUCUGUACUUAAGCCUGAUCCCGAUGACCUCAAUUCACUAUACGUCUACGAGGCAAAGAUGUCUUUGUUCAUCAGAAUGGCCCAAACUCGUGCUGGUGCCGAACGCCUUCUUGAAGCACGACUCCUGCCUAUCCUUGCACAGUGCGACUACCUCGACGCCAGGCCAGAAGCUGAUCAAGCUUUCAUUGACCAAGACUCUUUCCUCCCAUCUGCGAUUCAGAGAUAUCACCAGCUUUUCAUGCCUGCCCUGCAAGUCGUAGAUGGCAUGCUUGCGACCCUUGGUAGCAGACAUACUACGGCUACCCAUCAGGCUUUGGAAUUCCUAUCCGCCCACGGUGCCACGAUCGCCAUCUUGCUGAAGAACGAGGCAGAGCAGGUCAUCUUACCAACGUUGGAGGAAAUCCACCUGAUCGUGGCCUUGUGUACAAGCAUCCUCCCAUCCGUUCCCAAGACGGAGCUGCUGUCUCCUAAUUCCGGAUUCGGUGCCAUCCACCUUGCCAUUCUCGGUCUGUCAACGAGAUGUCUUGCGCGAGGCAAAACCUUUGGACAAGUCGCACCAAUCACCGAGUCAGACGUCAAACUAAGCAACGUAUAUGCGUUUGGCCAUGGCAAUCAGACCAAGUUCGACGUCAAGGUCCAACGCCAGGAAAGGCUACUGAGGAAGAGUGUCGUGUCAUACAUCGGGGCCUCGAGCGAGUUCACAGAGCCUGAGAUUACACUCGUCCUCUCUCCUGUGACGAUAACACCUCGAAACGAAGAGCGGGCAUCCCAUUUUGCCGCCACUGUACCCACCGUUGGGGAUACCCUUAUUGCUUUGGAUGAUAUCUGCAACGACCUCGCCGAGACUCUGAAGCAGAUAUCGAGGAUCGGUGCUGAGCUAGCCAACAAGGACCAGAUUGGGUUGGAAAGUGCACAGGAGAUUCUGCGCGACAUCGACCCCGUGCUGCUGCGCGACCUCGAGAUCGAGCAAAAACGCGCGCUGCUCGCGCAAGAGCUCACACACACCCUCUCCGCUGCUCACCACGACGCCAAGGUGCUGCUCGCGUCGCUCGAGAUGGUGCUGCUGGUCAUCUGGCGGCACCUCGCGUACUACGCCGAGCCGCGGCAUAUGGGGCUCCCGCCGGCCAAGGCAACAGUGUCCAAUGCCAUGCGCCUACUUGCGACGAGCGAGCCGGAGGUGUUUAGGAAGGAGGUCGGGGUGAAGAUCCAGCCGGCGCUGACGCGGCUUGCGGGGCUCGAGCUUGACCGGGAGACAUUUGGGAGGGAGUACCAGGAUAAUCAGGGCUAUAUUCAGAUUAUGUGUCGAAGGCUGAGGGAUAGUGCGGGCUUGCAUGACGAGUCGUCUGUAGGGGAUAGCGAGUAG
Messenger RNA from Cyclocybe aegerita, 6318 nucleotides. The record is from the annotation of a GenBank genome assembly. Lineage: Eukaryota; Fungi; Basidiomycota; Agaricomycetes; Agaricales; Hemipholiotaceae.